AUGGUUCCCCACCAAAAAACCGCAACCACCGGGAUGUCGAGCUUUACAAUGACUAUCUACGUAAUGUUCGACGGCGACACACCCUUGGACGCCUUCCCCAUCACCAUCGAAUCCACCGAGACCAUUAACCACCUAAAGAAAUCCAUCAAGAGUCAGUGUUCUCACGUUCUGCGUGACAUCAAUGCCCAGAAGCUGAACCUCUGGCACGUUUCGAUUCUGAUCCCUUUUGCCCCUGGAGGACGUGAACGAGAGCCUGUUUGA
Molecule: messenger RNA, 261 nt
Organism: Linnemannia hyalina
Lineage: Eukaryota; Fungi; Mortierellomycota; Mortierellomycetes; Mortierellales; Mortierellaceae
Source: the annotation of a GenBank genome assembly